AUGUCGACGCUCUUUGAGCCCGAAACAGCGCAGUGCUACACGUUUUCCUGCGUCCUCAACAACUACUCGCGGCCCUCCAAGUACCUGGGCUACGAGAAGCCAGGCGCGACAUACCCAUGCCCCGCGGACCAGCCCAUCCCUGGAGAGCCCCAGAACCCCCACCCGUCGCGCAACCUACUGCCAAUGUCGACCCCAACGACCGGAUCGCAGAGCAGCCCCACUGGCAGCACUGGCGGCUCUGGCGGCUCAGGCAGCGGAGAUGCUGGUUCUGGCGAAGGCUCCGACCCAGCAGCCCCCACAAUCGUCCUCGAUGGGUCUGCGAUCAAGGCGAUGGCCCCGGGCUCGCUGUUUGUCGCCAUCGGUCUCGCCAUGGUUCUUUUUGAAACUAUCCUGGUAGCUCUUGGCAAGGACGCUGGUGUGUUUACCGAGCGGGGGUUUUCCAGCCGGUAG
Molecule: messenger RNA, 450 nt
Organism: Parascedosporium putredinis
Lineage: Eukaryota; Fungi; Ascomycota; Sordariomycetes; Microascales; Microascaceae
Source: the annotation of a GenBank genome assembly